CCAGGUUGAUGGCUUCCCCCAUGUUGGAGUUCCCUCUGCUGUACACGUCUUGUAUCAAUCUGUCGUCAUUUUAAGAGAAGAACUCAUAGCCUUCAUGUUUGGGACAAGGAGGAACUUCUCGUGACUAAAUAUCAACCAGGACCUCGCAUUAUGCUUCUGUGUAAUGGUGAUAGAUGAAUUACUAUAAAAGAAGAUUAAGGGAGAUAAUUGAUGGCGUCAGCGCUCGUCCAGAUGACUGCAUUCAGUCCAUGUUCACAACUGAGCGACAUGAUCAUGAUAGGUAUGGAAGCCAGCUUGGAAUCCUUCCCGGGCUCUAGGGAUGAAGGAAACAAACGUUCUCAUUCGGACGGCGAUGAAGACCAAGAUAGAAGUCAUGUGAAGAAAAGGAGGAAGCAGUCUAAACCUAUUCGAAUCACAGCUAAUGAUUCAUUGCCUGAUAGUAAAGGUGUUAUAGGGUCUGGAAGUCAAGGCAUGGGUGACAUGGAUUUUUCUGAAACCGGAGAACACUUUCUGACCGAAGGUCUAGUCGAGGUGAAUGCGAAUUCUUUGGCCAAGGCAGAAGAAUACGAAGAUCGUGACCAGAAAAAUCAAGAAUUAAAUAACAUUUUUUAUGACAAUCAGGAUAAAAGGACUCAGGGUGAUAAGACAUAUGACUCUUCACUUCCACUUAAUUUAUCGAACAUAAAGCACCCGUUCAUGGACUCUCUGGUUGUUAGUGAAGUCGGUGACAGUCACACUGCACCUAAUAAACAUGUUCCUAUUGAUGCUAAUAUUCAAUUUCAAUCUACUACUCACGAAGGUACUAAAAACUCAGUCGCACAAGAAAACUCUUAUUUGUCGCAGUCUCCUUCUCUUCUGCUGCCUUUGUUUAAGCAAAACCAAAUCCAAAACCAAAUUUCUCAAAUUACGUCACAGAUGAGAAUUUUUAAUCCGGAGGCUUUCUGUGAUUUGUGUAACAAGGAAUUCUGUAAUAAAUACUUCCUGAAAACUCAUAAAGCCAACAAACACGGGAUUUAUUCAGAGAGCCCGAGUGGCCCAACCCUUCUAGACCCGAUGCCCAGUCUACCCUUCACAAAUUAUUUUUCAACCAAUAGUGAUACGUACGAAAGUCCUCCUUCAUACCAAACAAUUAAUAUUUCAAAAAGCUUAUUUUUUCAAUCCAGUUAUUCAAUCAGCCGAACAGCUCCUAAAAAGAACCAAGCUCUUCAACAACAACAACAACAACAACAGCAGCAGCAGCAGCAACAGCAACAAUCCAACGUUUAUUCUUCUUUGAAAUCCAAUUCAAGUGGGAAUAUGAGAGCGCUUUGCAACAUCUGUCAAAGAGAGUUUUGUAACAAAUACUUUGUAAGAAGACAUAAAUUAAAGAUACACGGCAUUGUUGAUCCUGUUUCAAAAGAAGGUUCCAAUGCAGAUACACAAGAAAGCAACAGUUUAAAUAACAAUACCUCACAAGAGAAAGUCGAUAUGCCUACGACGGAAGCAGAAGCUUAUAGUGGGUACACAAAACAGUUUAUUCCUUCAAAUUUUAAUAUGGAUAUGAAAGAAGUGUCACAUAACAUGGAACUCAGCUUGGAGAAACCAAAAGAGAAACCAGAAAAAGAACCAGAACAAGACAUUCAGCUACCCCAGAUAUCACAUAUAACUCCAACCUCCAUUGAGACCAGCCCUCUUAUUCACGUUUCACAAAAUGAAGACAAUAAUAAAGAAAACGCUCUUUCUUCAGUGCGGCUUAAGAAAUUUGGUGUCGUUAACGCUGAUGCGUUUUGUGACAUUUGUUGCAAGGAAUAUUGCAAUAAAUAUUUCUUGAGAACUCACAAACUCAAAAGCCACGGAAUACUUCCAGUGGACGAAAAGAAAGAUGAAACUGUUAAUGGAACUGGCAAUAACAUGUCUUGGUAUCAGAUGCAAACAACUCCACUCAAUCUCAUCGUUAAUGAGGCUUCAGUUAGUAAAGAUGCCUCCGAAAAGCUCGGUUUCGAAGUGGAAGGAGAAGAAUGCGUUUGUAAUGUAUGUGGCCGAUACUUCCAAAGCCAGUUUUUACUGAAAAUGCACCAAGCUUAUACUCAUCCAAAUAAGUUUUUACCUAAUGAGGCCCUCGCUUUAACCAAACAAAACACCAAACCAUUCGAUAUUACUAAAGGAAAAGAUUUUGGCGACAUCGAUCUUUCACAAAAACAACCGAUUGAAAAUUAUUUACCAGUUGUCAAAUCAGAGUAUCCUAAAGAGUUCGAGGAGAGUGAAAAUAAAGCUGUCGUAAAUACCGAAAGUCUACAAAAAUUACAAACAUUAAUAUCACGAUUGAACAGUUCGAAUAACAGUGAAAGUUCUACAUGUGAUGUUUGUGAUAAAGACGUCGGCCAUGUGUCACUUCUGGAAAACCACAUACUAAAGGAGCAUGCAGUAUUGUUGGAGGAAAUGGGAAAUAUAACUGAAGAAGAAAAUUCUAGUUCUCAAAGUUCCUUAUUGUCACCAACACACUCUUUCAAGAAAGAAUGCCCUCACUGCCAGAAAACAUUUUCGAAACAAUUUUUACUAGAACAACACAUGAAUGAAGUUCAUGGCGAGUCAGAUGCUCCUAUUGAUCCUGAAACCUUGAAAGGAUUUUCAGAGUCUAAAGAAAUUAAUGACUCAUUAAAAACAUCACCUAUCCCAUUCGCUACGCAAUCUUCUGAAGACAGACAAGGUUUACAAACACCAACCAGCAGUUUCUGUGAAAUUUGCAAAAAAGAACUGUGCAAUAAAUAUUUCAUGAAAACUCACAUGCAGAGAAUGCACGGAAUCUCGAUUGAAAAUGGUGCACAGAUAGGCGGUGUCGUUUGUGACAUUUGCAACAAAGAACUUUGCAGUAAAUAUUUUUUAAGGGUCCAUAAACAGAACUCUCAUGGCAUUGUGGAUGAACUAUUUCUCCCUCAACUUGGCUUGGAUUUUGUCAGAAAUCAGUCUCCGAAUCCGGACCCAGCAUUAAAACCGACAGAUCAAACCGAUCUAACACACAGAUACUUCACUCAUUUUAAUGAAGUUUGCACUAUCUGUAAUCGAAGGUUUAGGAGUGUUAAGUGGUUAAAAGCACAUCUUUGGAAUGACCACGGUGAAGAAGGGAAAGAAAAACUUAAAGAAGCUUUCCUUUCUCAAAAUAUAGAAUCUAAAAUUAUUCCAUUUGAUGAGGUCUCAAAAGAUUCUGGAAAACACAUCGAGUUUUCAACAUGUGGUAGUUCUAACCAAAUCAAUAAUAUUCCUAAACCAAAUGAAAGUAAUCAGAAUGGAAAAGAUAUGUCUGACAGUUCAAGCUUAGUCGACAAAAACAUGUUAAACAAUACUACCAUGUUUUCUAUGUUAAUGAAUGGCAAAGACUCUGAGACAAAACAUUACCAAUGUUCCUACUGUUCGUUUACGACUACAAUAUUAGCAUUUUUGUUUAUACAUGAGCGAUCUCAUAUGAACACCAGGAGCCUACCAUCUGAAGCAGACCAUCCAGUUCAGUGUUCCGUUUGUUUCCAAAAUCUGGACUCCAAAGAGCAGUUAGAUAAACACAUGAAGUUACAUAAGAUGACGUCGUCUUCUCAGCAGUACUCUUUGAAUAAUUCGACCCAGGAAAUUUCAAAAGUACCUGUGAAAAAGGUUGACUCAAAAAAGGAUUUUAUUAUCACGAAGGAAAAAGCGCUACAUCAAGAUCAAGAAGCGUAUGAAAGUUUGCAUUUUUCUUCUCAUUACGGCAGCAGAUCGAAGCCUAAUUUAUCAGUCAGCCAAUCUGAUCCGACCACCGAAUCAUCUGUGCAAUGUACAAAAUGUGGAUUCAGUACUAACAACAUCCAAGUAUACUUGGACCACAUAAAUAGGGAGCACCCAUUCCUUCAGAUGGAUCAAGAACUACCAUCGUAUCUUCACCAAGUGGAAAAGGCACUGUCCACAAUAGCGUGCAACACGGGCAUCCCUGCGACCUUCGCAGUCCCUCGGACGCAAGAUCACGUCAUGAUGCAGCCCUUCGUUAUAGAAGAAUCAGAGAAUAAUGGUGACACGAACAAUUCAUUUGAUCCUACUAAACCAGGUAAAACGUUCCUAUCUUCUCUUGUAUUUCUGCCUGUAAAGGAAAAAUUGAAAAAGUCUGUGACAGCAUCAUUCAAACUCACGCCCACGUGAAUGUAAGAUAAAUUAAAAAGGAACUAGGAAAUAGAUUAGUCUAUUUUUUGUUUAUUUUUCUUAGAGUGCAUACGAUAUAGUGAAAGUUAUCGAGACGGAGGUGGGUCAGUGAAUGUGGGAUAAGAGUAAAGACAAUAGCAAUAAUACUCUCUCGAGUUUCGAUGAAAAGGAAAAUGUAAUGUGAAGUAAAUGUAAGUAUGACGAAGCUACAUCUGUGAUGAAACGGGGAGGCUAUGAGUUUUCGGAGAAUGAAUGAGGGUGGCUGAGAGUGUGGCUGUGUAUAGCUUCGAGCAAGAUAACAUUGGCAAAGAAAGUGCUAGACAAUACACCCUUUAUAUCUCGUAUACAAGACUUCCAACAACACUAGACGUUUAAAUUGUUAUAUUUAUUGACCACAAAGCUUAUACGAUGAAACGAUUCGCAUCUAAUUCGUAUUUACUUUUACGUACCAGUGAACUUUGCCAGUGUUCUCUUAACUCCAAAAUUUUGAAUGAUGCCUUGUAAUGUCAUGUGUAAGUAAAUUUAUCGGCACAAUAGUUAGAUGUAUACAAGACUGAGUCAUUAUUUUGUGAUUCUCUGAGUGCCGAGGUCAAAAUCUUCGUUACAUUUAGAAUCAUCAGUGAUAUUUACAAAAGUUCCUAUCGAGCCUUGAUACUCUGAGAGCAGCCACGUGUAGUGCCACACAAGUCCGUUGUGCUCAAUGUGCAUAGUUUCCAUGAAUGAAGAGUAACACUUCCUAACUUAACUGUCCUUUAGCAUCUCAGGGUUAUGCGUACAGUACAAUAGCUCACCAGUUACAGACAAUAUUUGGACAAGUUUUUCAUUUCCGGAUUAUGUUCGAAUGUAAGUAGUGAAGAUUUUCAUGAAGGCGAUUCAACCCGUUCUUUGCAUCUGUGCUUAUUAAUCAGGGAUGAAUAUAUUUGUACAAAUCGAUAAUUACUGUUCUCAAGACGUAUAUUGUUUGUAGUUUUAUUUUAAGCAGUUUCU
This is a messenger RNA of Homalodisca vitripennis (glassy-winged sharpshooter), 5127 nucleotides long. RefSeq names its product zinc finger protein 62 homolog. Bases 211 to 4140 code for a protein of 1309 amino acids. NCBI's taxonomy places the organism in Eukaryota, Metazoa, Arthropoda, Insecta, Hemiptera, Cicadellidae. The record is from RefSeq and is a predicted model, not a curated record. The transcript is spliced from 3 exons.